This is a messenger RNA of Paramuricea clavata, 1863 nucleotides long. The record is from the annotation of a GenBank genome assembly. Lineage: Eukaryota; Metazoa; Cnidaria; Anthozoa; Malacalcyonacea; Plexauridae.
AUGAGAAAAGCGGAAGCCGAGUAUUGGAAAAGUGAAUUUGAUAAUGCAACUAACUCUAAUGAAUUCUGGAAGGUAGUGAAGAAAGUGCACAGGAAAACGAAAUCAAUAAAAAUUGGACCACUUGAAGAUGACCUAGGUAAUGUACAAACAGACGAAAAGGAAAAGGCUGAAUUGAUGAAUAAUUACUUUGCAACAGUUGGCGAAAAGUUGGCGGAAGCAUUCCCUGCACAAAUAGAAUCGGAACAGUUUAUAUUGAGAAUAACUCCAAGUAUUGAUGAGCUGAAAAUUGACGAUAAGUUAUUAGUGAACCAAAUUAAAACAAUCAAUCCUGAUAAAGCAUCCGGACCAGAUGACAUCAAACCAAAAGAUUUUAACAUUGCUGGAGAGGCAUUAAUAGACGGCUUGCGUAUUGUCUUUAAAAAGAGUAGAGAAACGAGAAAAUUACCCCAAGCAUGGAAAAAGGGAAAAUUAAAAGCUGCAUUUAAGAAAGGAAAUACAACAAAGCGAUCAAAUUACAGACCCUUGACCAUGCUAAGUCUUCCCAGUAAAAUGCUUGAAAAACAUGUUUCACAACAGAUAGAUGAACAUAUAAAUCAACAUAAUCUAUCGAAUGACAAGCAGUGGGGUUAUAAAAGAGGAAGAUCGACCGAGUUGUUAUUGUUAAAUCUAACAGAACAUUGGAAGAUGGCACUUGAUAGUGGAAAAACAGUUGGCAUUUUAUUUAUAGAUUUUAAAAAAGCGUUUGACAGUGUCAACCAUACCAUUUUAAUGGGCAAGAUACAAGGAAAGGGUAUAGCAGGAGAAGUAUACGAAUGGUUAAAAGAUUACUUGACUGAUAGGCAACAAUUUACAGAUCUAAAUGGCCUUUACUCAAGCUCACGAACUGUAAAAUAUGGAGUACCACAAGGAUCGCUAUUAGGACCGCGACUAUUCAAGAUAUACGUUGACGAUCUUCCUGAUAAUGUAAGUGAAGGAUGGGUGUAUAUGUUUGCUGACGAUACUACUGGAUAUGACAUUGGAGAUAAUAUUGAUGUAGCGACAGAUAAAUUAAAUCAAAUGGCCGGAGAAAUAUACGAAUGGUGUAGGAAAAAUAAGAUAACUGCACAUAUAGGCAAAACAGAAGCAAUGAUACUGUCACAACAGCCCUUUUAUGGUCCAGUAAAACCGAUAUGCUUUGGAAAUGAACAGAUAAAACUUGUAACAACAACACAGUCAUUGGGGGUAACAAUUGAUAAUAGACUGACGUGGAAGGAGCAACAUAAAAAGGUAAUAAAAUCAUUCAGCGCAAAACUGUCCCAAUUAAAAAGAAUGAAGUAUCUACCGAGAUAUGUACUGGAGGAAAUUUAUCACAAAGCAAUCAUACCAAACGUGACAUACGGCAUACUAGUUUGGGGAACAUGUUCACCUUCGUUAAUGGAUGAUUUAGAGAACCAUCACGUAAGAGCGGCAAAGAUGAUAUAUAACAUUCGGCAAGAUAAUUUAACGAAUGAACAAAUACUAGAAAAAGUAGAUUGGAAACCUAUAGGUGAUAUAUAUAAAAAGCGUAUCUUGACUUUAAUGCAUGAUGUAUAUUAUAUGAAUGUUCCACAGGAUUUGCAAAACCUAUUCACACAAACUGUGAGAAUAGGAAGACGAAAACAGAAUUUUAAUCUGGUUAGGUGUAAAACCGAAAAAGGAAGGACAUCUUUACGGUACAGAGGUCCUAUAGCAUGGAACCAACUUGAUAAUGACACUAAGGCGAUAGUUAAUAAAAUCGCAUUUAAAACUAAAAUUAGGAAUAGUCCAAACUUAGAUAGUAUAAAUUUUCUUAAAGAAGCAGCUGUUAAUAACAACAAGAAUACUAAAGACUUCAAAUAUUUCUAA